CAUACAUAUAUUAUAUACCCUCACUAUUUAUAACAUAUGGUUUUAGAGAGAGAAAGUAAACCAGCACUGUCGGCUUCAACCAGGCAAAGACCAUCCACCUCCUUCUCGCUCUCUGUCCUUCCGUGGUUUACCUCUUCCUUUUCUAUUGAUUUUUUUUUUCUUUUUGGAAAAAUCAAUGAUUUAUUCAUAAUAGCCUCAUAAUAGCCUAAGAUACUGAUAAUCUGGAGCUGAAUUUGGUUUUUCAACUGAUUAGUGAGUCGCAAGUUUAGUGAAGGAGAAGCCUGUGGUCAUGAUUGGAGGAUAAAUAUGGCAACGGCGGAUUUUUUUAGGGUUUCGGUGGUGCGCAUCAAAUUCGUGGUCGAAAACGCUGCCCUGAUUUGAUAACAUUAUCCAGAACUUAAGGAUAAAAAAGAAAAGCUGUUGCAUCCUGUUGUGGAGGGUCACACCAUCUGUGUGAUUUAUUUUUUGAUAAGUUGUGGUGUAAACAAACUUUUUGCCGCAUCUGAGGCCGAAAGUGUGAGGGUUGAGGCUUAACUAAGGGUUUGCUUAUUCGGUAUAUGCGACCUUGACAAUAUCAAACAAGAGGCAUCACAAAGGUUGGUAUUGGUGUAGCAUUGAAUUUUGCGUUGUUUUUAUGAUGGCACACCUUGCUGCAAAUCAUUUUGCUGGAGGACCCCCACCCACAGGGGCCCUGAAUGAAGCAUUGUUUAAAGAACUUUGGCAUGCCUGUGCUGGGCCACUUGUCAGUGUUCCACGUGAAGAUGAACGAGUUUAUUACUUUCCACAAGGUCACAUGGAACAGCUCGAAGCAUCUACACAUCAGGGAUUGGAUCAACAACUUCCUUCGUUCAAUUUACCCAGUAAAAUCCUCUGCAAAGUGAUGAAUGUUCAACUUCGGGCUGAACCAGACACAGAUGAGGUGUAUGCUCAAAUAACGCUUCUCCCCGAACACGAUCAAAGUGAAGUCACUAGUCCUGACCCUCCUCUACCAGAGCCUGAAAAGUGCAGUGUUCAUUCAUUUUGUAAGACUCUCACUGCUUCUGAUACCAGCACCCAUGGUGGAUUCUCGGUGUUAAGAAGGCAUGCUGAUGAUUGUUUGCCCCCACUGGAUAUGUCUCAACAACCACCCUGGCAGGAGUUGGUAGCUUCUGAUCUCCAUGGGAAUGAAUGGCAUUUCCGUCACAUUUUCCGAGGUCAACCAAGGCGUCACUUAUUGACUACUGGCUGGAGUGUGUUUGUCAGUGCGAAAAAAUUGGUUGCAGGAGAUGCUUUUAUCUUCCUAAGAGGAGAAAAUGGGGAACUCCGAGUAGGGGUGCGCAGGCUUAUGAGACAACCAAACAACAUGCCAUCUUCUGUUAUAUCAAGUCACAGUAUGCAUCUUGGGGUUCUAGCAACUGCAUCACAUGCCAUCUCCACUAGAACCUUAUUUUCAGUCUUUUAUAAACCAAGGACUAGUCGAUCUGAAUUUAUAGUAAGUGUUAACAAGUAUCUUGAAGCUCAAAAUCACAAGCUCUCAGUAGGGAUGAGGUUUAAGAUGAGAUUUGAAGGUGAAGAGGUACCUGAAAGAAGGUUCAGUGGAACUAUUGUUGGUGUUGGAAAUAAUAAUGCUUCAUCUCGAUGGCCUGAUUCCGAGUGGAGAUCUCUGAAGGUCCAAUGGGACGAACCUUCUGCAAUAGUACGUCCAGAGAGAGUUUCAGCAUGGGAAAUAGAACCCCUAGUUGCAGCAACUCCUCCAAACUCACAGACUCAACAAAGAAAUAAGCGGUCACGACCACCUGUUUUGCCUUCACCAAUGCAAGAUCCAUCUCCACUUUGUAUGUGGAAGUCACCAGCUGAUUCCCCCUCAGCAUUUGCCUGCCGCGAUCCAUCACGUGGUCGAGACACUUAUCAAUCACCUAAGAUCAGUGACGGAACCAGAAUUAGCGGGAUCAAUUUUAAUGAGAACUUGCUACCUGUGUCGAGCAACUCUGUAUACCAGCCUAAUCAAAUAGAAACUCCUGCAGAGUCAUUUACUCCCCUUAGUGAAAAAAGGCAGGCAAAUGGCUGCAGGUUGUUUGGAAUCGAGUUGCUUGACCAUUCUUCUAUUGAAGAUACAUCACCAGCCAUUCAGUCUGGAACAGCUAUUGAGGAUUCUUCUGUUCCUCUAGAUGCUGAAUAUGAACAACAUUCUGAGCCAUCAGACCGUAAUCCAUCUGAUGUUCCCUCAGUCAGUUGUGAUCCUGAUAAGUCAUGCCUUAGAUCCCCUCAUGAUGCACACAGCAGGCAACUCCGCAGCUGCACAAAGGUUCACAUGCAAGGAAUUGCUGUUGGCAGAGCAGUAGACCUGACCAGGUUUGAUUGCUAUGAGGAUCUGCUCAAAAAAUUGGAAGAGAUGUUUGAAAUUACAGGGGAACUCUCUGAGUCAACAAAGAAAUGGCAAGUUGUCUACACAGAUGAUGAGGAUGACAUGAUGAUGGUUGGAGAUGAUCCAUGGCAUGAAUUUUGCACCAUGGUGAAGAAGAUAUAUAUCUACUCAACCGAGGAAGCAAAGAGGCUGUCGCCCAAGAUAAAGCUUCCCAUGGCAGAGGUCAAAUCUGGGAAGGUCCUGUCUGAUGCAGCUGUUGGCACUGAAGAACAGUCUUCAACCGUUGGAUCUGGUUACUGACGGAGUUUUGCUAGCAAUAAGGUUGAAAGUGCUCCGGAUAAUGGAGAUGAAACCAACAGUUGACCAGCAAUUUUGUUCCAUGCCGGUGAGGCAAAAGUGGUGGUUUUUCGUUCACGUAAUAAUAAUUUUCUCCGGGAGAGUGGUGAUAAGAAUCCGUUAUAGUAUUGUUUGUUUUUGUCAGGAGAAUCUCAUGAUGUUUUGAUUGUUUGGAUCUGAGUUAGGUCUCUGUGUGUACAACAAGUUGUUUAUGUAUAUAUGAUACCUCUUUGUUUCCCCUUGAAA
Molecule: messenger RNA, 2926 nt
Organism: Salvia miltiorrhiza (redroot sage)
Lineage: Eukaryota; Viridiplantae; Streptophyta; Magnoliopsida; Lamiales; Lamiaceae
Product: auxin response factor 1
Exons: 16
Coding region: 635-2644 (669 amino acids)
Biological process (GO): response to hormone; regulation of DNA-templated transcription
Cellular component (GO): nucleus
Molecular function (GO): DNA binding; protein binding
Source: RefSeq, a predicted model, not a curated record